This is a messenger RNA of Humulus lupulus (European hop), 876 nucleotides long. RefSeq lists its product as uncharacterized. Gene Ontology annotation, molecular function: zinc ion binding. Bases 1 to 876 code for a protein of 291 amino acids. The transcript has a single exon. NCBI's taxonomy places the organism in Eukaryota, Viridiplantae, Streptophyta, Magnoliopsida, Rosales, Cannabaceae. The record is from RefSeq and is a predicted model, not a curated record.
AUGAGGUAUUGUGUUAGACAUCUUCAUGCUAACUUUAAAAAGGAAUAUCAUGGGCUUUUACUUAAACAACUUUUGUGGGCAACAACUAAUACUACAACACAAGCUGGGUUUGCUCGAGCAAUGGAAGAAGUCAAGGAUGUAUCAGAUGGUGCUUACAAUUGGCUAGUAGGGAAGAACCCCACAGAAUGGAGCAAGUCACAUAUUUUAGAGUACCUGAAAUGUGACAUUUUGGUGAAUAAUUUGUGUGAGAGUUUCAAUGCAGCCAUACUUGAUGCUCGCGACAAGCCAAUUAUAACUUUACUAGAGAAAAUUAGAUUUUGGUUGAUGUCUUGGUUUUAUAACAAAAAAUUUGAGUUGGAGAAGAUGACUCAACCUGUGGGGAAGAGAAUUUUGAAGAUAAUUGAGAAGCAAAAAGAGGUUGCAAAGCAUUGCCUAAUUACUAUGUCUGACAAGUUUGAGUUUCAGGUUCAAUGCAGCAAUGGUAGUGCCUUGGUUGUUGAUUUGGAAUUCAGAACUUGUACAUGUAGGAGGUUUCAACUAUCUGGGCUUCCUUGUGGCCAUGCAAUAGCUACUAUCUGGUUCAUGGGAGGUAAUGUCAUUGAUUAUGUCCACAGAUUCUAUAAAAAAGAAUCGUUGCAAAAAGCAUAUGAACAGAGUGUGCAUCCUAUGCCUAGUCCAGCUAUGUGGCCUCAGACAGGACUCAACCCAAUUGAUCCACCACCUGAGACGAAGCCGCCUGAAAGACCUAAGAAAGCUAGGCGAAGGGAGACAGAUGAACCUCCACCUGGUUCAAAGAAAUCUCGAAGAACUGGACAAGUUAAAACAUGCAGCAAUUGUCUGAAAACAGGGCACAUGAGAGAAACAUGCAAAUAUUAA